AUGGGCACUGCAAGAUCAAAGGUCUUAGUCUCACUCUUAUUCAGCCUUUUCUUGCUUUUGAGCGUCUCAAAGAUUCAAGCUCAGAGAACAAAAACAGAGUUUACUUUCCGAGGUUUUAAAGGAAACGAAUCAGAGAUUCGGAUCGCAGGAGGAGCUGCGACGAUCAAACCCGAUGGAUUAUUGAGACUAACUAACAGAGGCUCAAACAUUACCGGAACAGCUUUCUACCACAAACCGGUGAGAUUGCUCGACAGUAAUUCCACCAUUUCCCCUAUUCGUUCCUUUAGGACUUCUUUCGUAUUCGUCAUAAUCCCUUCAAGCUCAAGCAAUGGAGGUUUCGGGUUCACAUUCACACUAUCUCCAACUCCAAAUCGUCCUAAUGCCGGAUCCGCACAGUACUUGGGAGUUCUCAACAAAGAGAACGAUGGUGAUCCGAGGAACCACGUUUUGGCGGUGGAAUUCGACACGGUGCAAGGAGCCAGAGACGAUACUGACAGAAUAGGAAACGACAUCGGCCUGAAUUUCAACAGUCGAACUUCGGAUAUGCAAGAACCGGUCGUGUAUUACCUCAACGAUGAUCCUAACAAAAGAGAAGACUUCCAGCUAGAGAGUGGCAAUCCGAUUCAAGCACAUCUGAAUUACGAUGGACCAACACAAACGCUAAACGUCACCGUUUAUCCCGCGAGAUUGGGAUUUAAACCCACAAAGCCAUUGAUCUCUCAAAAAGUUCCAAAAUUACUAAACAUUGUGCAAGAAGAAAUGUACGUCGGAUUCACAGCAGCCACAGGGAGAGACCAGUCCAGUGCUCAUUACGUGAUGGGUUGGAGUUUCUCAAGCGGCGGAGAAAAUCCGAUAGCGGGAACGCUCGAACUCUCGGAGCUUCCUCCUCCGCCUCCGAACACCCCGAAGAAGAGAGGUUUCAAUUCUCAGGUCAUAGUUCUGAUCGUGGCUUCAUCGGCCGUUAUGCUGAUCAUGCUUGUGUUACUCUUCUUCUUCGUCAUGUACAAAAAGCGAUUGCAACAAGAAGAGACUCUUGAAGAUUGGGAAAUCGAUCAUCCUCGCAGAUUCAGGUACAGAGAUCUCUACGUAGCUACGGAUGGAUUCAAAGAGACUGGGAUUAUCGGAACCGGAGGAUUUGGAACCGUUUUCAAAGGAAAACUCCAGAAUUCUUCCCAGAUCGCCGUGAAGAAGAUAAUUCCGAAUAGCAUGCAAGGUGUUCGAGAAUUUGUCGCAGAGAUCGAGAGUUUAGGAAAGUUAAGGCAUAAGAAUCUCGUGAAUCUCCAUGGAUGGUGCAAACACAAAAACGAUCUCUUGUUGAUCUACGAUUACAUCCCAAACGGAAGCUUGGACUCGCUGCUCUACAGCGUUCCGAGAAGAAGCGGCGCCGUUUUAUCGUGGAACGCCCGUUUUCAAAUCGCGAAAGGAAUCGCGUCUGGUUUGUUGUAUCUCCACGAAGAAUGGGAGCAGAUCGUGGUUCACAGAGACGUGAAACCAAGCAACGUUCUGAUUGACGAUGACAUGAACCCUAGAUUGGGAGAUUUCGGACUCGCGAGGCUUUACGAACGCGGAUCUCAAUCGCAGACAACGGCACUCGUCGGGACGAUUGGGUAUAUGGCACCGGAGCUAGCACGGAACGGUAAACCAUCGUCGGCUUCCGAUGUUUUCGCGUUUGGUGUUUUGUUGCUAGAGAUCGUCUCCGGGAGAAAACCGACGGAUUCCGGUAGCUUUUUCUUAGUCGAUUGGGUCAUGGAGCUGUACGCGAACGGUGAGAUUCUCAGUGCGAUCGAUCCGAGACUUGGAUCUGGUUACGACGAAGGAGAAGCAAGGAUUGCUCUCGCCGUCGGAUUGCUCUGUUGCCACCAAAAUCCGGCGUCUCGACCGUCGAUGAGAGUGUUGCUUAGGUAUCUAAACGGAGACGAUGAAGUUGCGGAGAUUGAAGACGAUUGGGGAUAUUCAAAAUCUUCGAGAAGUGAUUUUGGAUCGAAAUUUGUAGGAAAUGUAACGUCGAGCUCAAUCGCUUCUUCAUUCGUCACAAGAAUUUCUUCGACUUCUGUUAUUAGUGGUGGAUAG
Arabis nemorensis is the source of this 2070-nucleotide messenger RNA. The record is from the annotation of a GenBank genome assembly. Lineage: Eukaryota; Viridiplantae; Streptophyta; Magnoliopsida; Brassicales; Brassicaceae.